Molecule: messenger RNA, 6480 nt
Organism: Prionailurus viverrinus (fishing cat)
Lineage: Eukaryota; Metazoa; Chordata; Mammalia; Carnivora; Felidae
Gene: ARHGEF11
Product: Rho guanine nucleotide exchange factor 11
Exons: 42
Coding region: 688-5502 (1604 amino acids)
Biological process (GO): Rho protein signal transduction; G protein-coupled receptor signaling pathway
Cellular component (GO): cytoplasm
Molecular function (GO): guanyl-nucleotide exchange factor activity; G protein-coupled receptor binding
Source: RefSeq, a predicted model, not a curated record
CCGGCGGGCGUGAGGCGGGGGCGCCGCGCUGCCGGGGAGGCGCUCGCUCGCGCGCUCGCCGUGCGCCAGCGGCCCAUUGAGGAAUUUCCAGACCUUUCACGGAAAGGCUGCUUUUUCUCCCUUUUUCCAAGGACGUUGGUAAGCGCGGUCCCGGCGGCGGGCCGGACCUGAGCGGCCGCCGCGGCGCGCACGCCGCUGCACGGUGGCGGCGGCGGGGCUCGGCCCGGCUGGGGUCCCUGUGGCCGCGGCCCGCGGCGCUGGCCGGCGGGGGGCCCGGGGGGCCCGCGCCCGCUCUCCGCGGUGAGCGCCGACAUGCCGGGGGCGCGUUCUUCCUGCGGUCCGCGCCGGAGCCCGCAGCGCCAGCCGUGAAGAGAUUUGCGGUCGGGGGUUCGUUUUCUGAGAAGGUCACAGUUUUUCCUCUUUUUCUUUCGGUUUUUUUCUUCUUCUUUUUCUUUUCCCUACGGCGGGGGAGGGGACCGGGGUUCAAGAAAGGACAGCAUGCUGGCCGGUGCGAGUAGAGUGGAGCCUCAGUUCCCGGGGUCCUGAGAGCCCAGCGCACGGCACCCGACCAUCCGGCCGCGAGCGGGGAGGCCCUCCUGCCGCCUCUCUUGACCAUCGCAGCCCAUUCGGCCCCGAUCCCGACGUCCACACUGCAGGACCCUGGCGGCGCGGACGCGCUGAGGAACCAUGAGUGUAAGGUUGCCCCAGAGCAUAGACAGGUUAAGUAGCCUGUCUUUGGGAGACCCGGCGCCCGGACGCAGGCCUUCUUCCCACCUCCGCCAGCCCUCUGACGCCUCUGACGCCUCUGACACAGCAGGUCUUGUUCAGCGCUGUGUCAUCAUCCAAAAGGACCAGCAUGGCUUCGGCUUCACCGUCAGCGGGGAUCGUAUCGUCCUGGUGCAGUCCGUGCGGCCCGGAGGGGCAGCCAUGAGAGCUGGUGUCAAAGAAGGCGACCGGAUCAUCAAAGUGAACGGCACCAUGGUGACCAACAGCUCCCACCUGGAGGUGGUAAAGCUUAUCAAAUCUGGUGCCUACGUUGCACUGACCCUCCUGGGCUCUUCCCCCUCAUCCGUCAGCGUCUCUGGGCUGCAGCAGGACCCAGCCCCAGCCGGAGCCCCCCGAGUCGCCCCCACGGUCCCACCGCCGCCUCCGCCUCCGCCUCCGCCCCCUCCACAGCACAUCACGGGGCCCAAACCACUGCAGGAUCCCGAAUUCCAAAAACAUGCCACCCAGAUCCUUCGGAAUAUGCUGAAGCAGGAGGAAAAGGAGUUACAGCGGAUCUGCGAGGUGUACAGCCGGAACCCCGCCAGCCCGCUGGAAGAACAGAUGGAGGGCGCCCGGAGGCGCGUCACUCAGUUACAGCGGAAGAUCCAGCAGGAGACGGGUGGCUCGGCGGACCUGCUGUCCCUGUACGGUGACACCAGCCAGAGGUCGUCAGAAGGCCGGCUCUCUCUGGAUUCCCAGGAGGGGGACAGCGGCUUGGACUUUGGGGCAGAGCGCUUCCCCUCCCUCGGCGAGGUGCUGAAGAAUCGGAACUCGGCACUGUCAGACCCUGGGCUGGACAGUCCCCGAACCUCCCCUGUGAUCGUGGCCAGGGUGUCCCAGCACCAUCGGCGGCAGGGCUCGGACGCACCAGUGCCCGGCGCCAGCGACCAGGGCACAGACCAAAGCCCAAAGCCUUUAAUUAUUGGCCCAGAGGAAGACUGUGACCCGGGUUAUUUCAACAACGAGAGCGACAUCAUAUUCCAGGACCUCGAGAAGCUGAAGGCCCGGCCAGCCCACCUGGGGGUUUUCCUGCGGUACAUCUUCUCUCAGGCGGACCCCAGCCCGCUGCUUUUUUACUUGUGUGCCGAAGUUUAUCAGCAGACAAACCCCAAGGAUUCCCGAAGCUUGGGAAAAGACAUCUGGAAUAUUUUCCUAGAGAAAAACGCGCCACUGAGAGUGAAGGUCCCAGAGGUGUUGCAGACUGAAAUUGACUCACGUCUGCGCAGCAGCGAGGACGUCCGCGCUGCCCUCCGGGAAGCCCAGGAGGCGGCCAUGCCCGAGAUCCAGGAGCAGAUCCAGGACUACAGAACGAAGCGCACCCUGGGGCUGGGCAGUCUGUACGGUGAGAAUGACCUGCUGGACCUGGACGGCGACCCUCUCCGAGAACGCCAAGUGGCCGAGAAGCAGCUGGCUGCCCUGGGAGACAUCCUGUCCAAGUACGAGGAGGACAGGAGCGCCCCCAUGGACUUCGCCCUCAAUACCUACAUGAGCCACGCCGGGCUCCGUCUUCGAGAGGCACGGCCUUCUGGCGCAGCCGAAAAGGCUCAGGCAGCUCCUGACAAGGACAAGUGGCUGCCCUUCUUCCCAAAGACCAAGAAGCAGAGCAGCAAUUCCAAGAAAGACAAGGAAGCCUUGGAGGACAAGAGGCGAAACCCUAUCCUCAAGUACAUCGGGAAGCCCAAAGGCUCUUCGCAGAGCACAUUUCAUAUUCCCUUGUCCCCUGUGGAAGUCAAACCAGGCAACGUGAGGAACAUCAUUCAGCACUUUGAGAACAACCAGCCGUAUGAUGCCCCAGAGCCCGGGACGCAGCGGCUCUCCACAGGAAGCUUUCCCGAGGACCUGCUGGAAAGCGACAGUUCACGCUCAGAGAUUCGCCUGGGCCGCUCGGAGAGCCUGAAGGGCCGGGAGGAGAUGAAGCGGUCUCGGAAGGCGGACAACGUGCCCCGCUCUCGCAGCGACGUAGACAUGGACGCGGCCGCGGAGGCCGCCCGCCUCCACCAGUCAGCUUCGUCCUCUGCCUCCAGCCUCUCCACCAGGUCUCUGGAGAACCCAACCCCUCCCUUCACCCCCAAGAUGGGCCGCAGGAGCAUCGAGUCCCCCAAUCUGGGGUUCGGUGCAGACGCCCUCCUCCCCCACCUCCUAGAGGACGAUCUGGGCCAGCUGUCUGACCUGGAGCUGGAGCCGGAUGCCCAGAACUGGCAGCACAUGGUGGGCAAGGACGUGGUGGCUGGGCUAAGCCAGAGAGAGAUCGACCGGCAGGAGGUCAUCAACGAGCUGUUUGUGACAGAAGCCUCCCAUCUGCGCACGCUCCGGGUCCUGGACCUGAUCUUCUACCAGCGAAUGAAGAAGGAGAACCUGAUGCCCCGGGAGGAGCUGGCCCGGCUCUUCCCCAACCUGCCUGAGCUCAUAGAGAUCCACAAUUCCUGGUGUGAGGCCAUGAGGAAGCUCCGGGAGGAGGGCCCCAUCAUCAAAGACAUCGGUGACCUCAUGCUGGCUCGGUUUGACGGCCCCGCCCGGGAGGAGCUCCAGCAGGUGGCCGCGCGGUUCUGCUCCCACCAGUCCAUAGCACUGGCGCUCAUCAAGACCAAGCAGCGCAAGGAGAGCCGGUUCCAGCUCUUCAUGCAGGAGGCCGAGAGCCACCCUCAGUGCCGGCGGCUGCAGCUCAGAGACCUCAUCAUCUCGGAGAUGCAGCGGCUCACCAAGUACCCGCUGCUGCUGGAGAGCGUCCUCAAGCACACGGAGGGUGGCACGUCUGAGCACGAGAAGUUGUGCCGGGCCCGGGACCAGUGCCGGGAGAUUCUCAAGUACGUGAACGAGGCCGUGAAGCAGACGGAGAACCGGCACCGUCUGGAGGGUUACCAGAAACGCCUGGACACCACCUCCCUGGAGAGGGCCAGCAACCCUCUGGCGGCGGAGUUCAAGAGCCUGGAUCUGACGGCCAGAAAGAUGAUCCACGAGGGGCCCCUGACCUGGAGGACCAGCAAGGAUAAGACCUUGGACCUGCACGUGCUGCUGCUGGACGACCUCCUGGUGCUGCUGCAGAAGCAGGACGAGAAGCUGCUGCUCAAGUGUCACAGCAAGACGGCCGCCGGCUCCUCGGACAGCAAGCAGACCUUCAGCCCCGUGCUCAAGCUCAACGCCGUGCUCGUCCGCUCCGUGGCCACAGACAAACGGGCCUUCUUCAUCAUCUGCACUUCCGAGCUGGGCCCCCCCCAGAUCUAUGAGCUGGUGGCUCUGACGUCGUCAGACAAGAACACGUGGAUGGAGCUCUUGGAGGAGGCCGUGCGGAACGCCACCGGGCGCCCCGGAGCCGCCCCGGCACCCGCCCAUCCCCCACCCACCGGCGCCCAGGAGCCGGCCCACCAGAGCCUCACACCCAGCAGGGUGGGACUGGAUGGCUCGGAAGUGUUCCACGGCGAACCAGGACCUGAGGAGCUGUCUGGAGGCGUUCCACAGUGGAGGGGGGCCCCCGCCUCCUCCAGCUGGGCGUUUCCAUGGAGAAGGCCACACCCGUGGGAUACCGUGGGUAAAUCUCCUGGUGGACUCCUCACUUCCUUCGGGUCCCUGCAGACGUUGCCUCUGCGGCGACGCGCCUUCUGUGGCCUCGCGGCUGCAGCAGGCCCUGGGCCACAGCAGAGGGUCAAGGGGAAGCACCCGGUCCCGCUAGAGGAUCCCGAGCAGGAGGGCAGCAUAGAGGAGGAGCUGGGUGCCUUGUCCCACCCUCCCGCAGCCCUGGAUGCAGAGAACAGGGGCCGCAGGACCAGGGAUCCCAUCCUCCUGUCCCUCCCAGGACCUCUGGUUAUGGAAGGGCUCGCUGAUGCAGCCCUCCAAGAUGUGGAGAGCCUGAGGCGCCUGAUCCUGUGGGGCCUGCUGCCCGGUCACCCCGCGGAAGCACAGGCGUCCGGAGAGCCCGAGGCCGACCGGACACCCACGCCUUCCCUCAUGAGCAGCGCCUCUCAGCCCCGAGACCCCGGCUCCCCCGGGCCGGAGAGGGAUCAGCCAGAGCAGGAGGACACGGCUCUCUGUUCCCUGGAGCAUCUGCCCCCACGGGCCAGGAAUUCCGGGAUCUGGGAGUCCCCCGAGCUGGACAGGAAUCCAGAGGAAGAGACUUCAAACACAGAGGCAGCAGGAAGCUACAAAGUUGUGAGAAAAGCCGAGGUGGCGGGUGCCACAGCUGUCCCCGCGCUACCCGAGAGUGGCCAGUCGGGGCCUGAGCCAGCCGAAGCAGAAGGCGGAGCCGAGGCUGCGGGGAACUGUUUUUACGUCAGCAUGCCAGCGGGACCCCCAGACUCAAGCACCGACCCCUCGGGGGCACCCACAAGCCCCGCCCAGCCCGACAGCCUCCCUGACUGGCAGACGGAGCCUCGGCCCCGGUGCCAGGGCGGCCACAGGCGCCCCAGCCGCUCCCCGCCCGGCCUGGCCCUCAGGGACGCGAGCAGCAUCUUCCACACCAUCGAGCAGCUCACCAUCAAGCUCCACAGGCUCAAGGACAUGGAGCGCGCCCACAGAGAGCUGCUCAGGUCCCUCGGGGGAGACUCGUCUGGUGGCACCACACCCGUGGGCAGUUUCCACGCAGAGGCGGCCAGAUGGACAGACAGCUCCCUGUCCCCUCCGGCCAAGGAGCCCCUGGCCUCAGGCUCCAGGGACAGGCACCAGCCAGGGCCGUGCUCUGAGGACGGCUCCGACGCACCCCUGGAAGAGUGCACGACCCACGCAGCCUCGUGCCCAGGACUCUAACUGUCCAAACACCACAUCCUCCGCGUCCCCACUCCCCCCGGGGACUGGCCUGAGGCAGGGGCACAGGGCAGCGGGACCCCAGACCUCCGCCCCGCAGUAGAGGCGGUCUAGCCGAGACCCCACAGGAGACCCGCAUGUCCCUUGGUCCGCUCAGGUCUGGGUCAAAUUUCAGUGCGUUCCUGCCUCCCCAGCCCCGUCCACAGCCUGGCGCCCUGAGCAUGCCGGCUGCACCCAAACGGCCCCCCAGACACGCAGGUGGCAGGAGGAGGCUCUGUGUACGUGCACUUUCUUCCUCCCCUCCCCUCUUCGCGGGACCCCGGGGCUGGGGUGGGGUGCCCGCACCCCUGCCCUCCUUGUCACUUUGGUUUCCUAUAAAUAUGUAUGUACCAUACGUGCAUCUUGCUUUGUAAAUAACCGAGCGGUUUCUGUCAUCGGGGUGCCGGAGGCAGUCACAGAGGGCAGCUUGUGUCCUAACAGCCCAGCCCUGGGAGGGUCAGAGCUGAGCACGCCGGUCCCCUGCGGGCAGGAAGGUGUCCCAGCCCACCUGGCCUGAGAGCCCCGCCUCUGCGGCCCAGGCCAGAGCUGCUCCCUCCUGCGGUUCUCUUCAGGGGGAUUCCGGACCCCACCUCUGUCUGCCCGUCCCCACCCUGUCCCUGUAGAAAACCAGUGUAUCAGGUACGGCCCUGAAAACUGGGCCCCAGGAGGUGGGGUGGGGGUUUGAAUGCUGGAGUCCCUGAACCUAACCCAGGACCGUCCCCAGGGGCCCCACAGCAUUGGCCCCUGUUGCCGGGCCAACCCCCCACCCUAAUAAAAUAUACACACUGUGCUAGGUGUAUAUAUACAUAUAUAUAUAAAUAUAUAUAUAAUAUAUAAAAUAUAGAGAUGGAAAUGACUGUUUUCCUGUUAAAAUAAUGUAUACUCUUUCUUUCAUGGUUAAGAUUUUUUUUUUUAAGAAAAGUUAAAUAUUCUUCAACCGUG